AUGGGGUUGAAAACUGAAGAGCCAGAUGCUCAGUGUCCCUCCAGUCGACGCCAAAGCAGUCAGCCCCCCUCCAAAGAGAUGUCCUUUGCUGAAGGAGACUCAGAUGGGGGGAAGAAAGCUUUUGAAGAAAAAGGCAAGACGCUCUCUGCCCGUUCCAGUGAGAACCACGCUCAGAGGCGAGAAUCAGAGCCCAGUCUUAGUGAGGAGAAUUCCAAGGAAAUUAAGCCCGAAGCCAGAAAUAGCACCACUAGGUUAGAACCAGAAGCCAGUUCGAGUGGGAGGAACUCCAGGAAGAGAAAAAUCAGUUCCAAGGACAGUGGCCACAGUACAGCAGGCACUAGCUCCCUAGAUGAGCGCAGCGCGUUCUCCGGAAAGAAGCCGAGGAUCUCAGCGUCUGUGCACAGCAGCGAGAAGCCGGACACCCCCAGUACUCCCCCGAGGGUCCGCACCAGGCACAGGAGGCCGCCCAGAUCUCGCUCCCCAAGAGACCACACACCACCACUUCGGAAAUGUCUGGUGACCUCCCUGCGUGCGAAGUCCGAGGCCAUCUAUCACGACCUAGCCCAGCUGUGGGCGCAGCAGGCACGUUCUCCCCUGACCUCGGAGCAGCUCGCCCAGCUCGCCCAGCUCCAGGAGCCUCUGUGCGCCAUGCUGCAGACCUUCUAUGCCAUGUCCGCCCAGGCCGCCUACGGCUUCCCUGCCGAGCCCUGGCUGGUGCCAGCCGCGCGGGCUGAGCCUGGGGAUUCAGUCCGGGAUGGAGAAGCCCACAGCUCCUCCUAG
Messenger RNA from Otolemur garnettii (small-eared galago), 780 nucleotides. RefSeq names its product protein FRG2-like-1. The transcript has 4 exons. The coding region runs from base 1 to 780 and encodes 259 amino acids. The record is from RefSeq and is a predicted model, not a curated record. Lineage: Eukaryota; Metazoa; Chordata; Mammalia; Primates; Galagidae.